This is a messenger RNA of Gasterosteus aculeatus aculeatus (three-spined stickleback), 897 nucleotides long. RefSeq names its product protein CEBPZOS. Lineage: Eukaryota; Metazoa; Chordata; Actinopteri; Perciformes; Gasterosteidae. The record is from RefSeq and is a predicted model, not a curated record.
UAGUCCGGAAGUCUCAUUGACAGCCUGUGCGCGACGUCUGCGACGUUGUUUUAACCUCCUCGUACAAACACCUGCAGGUUUCCGCCCUCUGACAAAUACACAGAUGCCCCCCCGGCCUCUGGAGCCUCUGGCCAAGCGGCUGCUGAAGGGCCUGAUCGCUGUGGAGCUGCUGGGCGUCCUCGGGGCCUACGGACUCUUCCAGCAGAUGAACAGCAGUCGAGAUUUCAGGAACACAAUGAAGAGACGGUUUCCAUCGGUUCUAGAAGUCUACUACCAGUCCAACGAGUGGGCGGGGCUACACGGCCUCCGGGAGAAGGACCGCGACGCCUGGGCGCUCAAACAGGAAUGAGGACGUCGGUGACGCCGCUACUUCCUGCUCCUCUUGCCGCCGGACGCCCUGCCCCCCCCCCUGGCCCGGGAGAAGCUCCUCUUCAUGCCGAACGCGCUCUUCUUCCUGCGCAUGGUCUUGGCGUCGCGGCCUUGCAUCCAGUCGUCCCGAUUGGCCUCCCACUUCAGCUGCUUCAGGGCUGCAGAGCACAAAGAACACAAUCAGAGGCUGAUUGAUUUUUAUGGAUCUACAGGACGACAGCGGCAGGAAGUCGGCUUGUUUCAGAUGUCUGGACGGAUGCGUUUCUCUCCGAGUCCAUUAAAGAAGAACUGAAUAAAGCCCUGGAUGUCAUUUCCCCUCGUUCAGCCCACCUGCUUUGUCCUUGUUCGCCAUGGCGUUCAGUCCGAUGCUGUCGAACUUGGACCCUGCGUUCUCAUCCAGCAGGGAGCCGAACUGCGUUACACAUAAAUCAGAUCAACAUUAGAAAACAGUCGUGCUGCAGUUUGUCUGUAAACUAAAAAGUCAGAUUGGACUUGAUAAAUGAUAAAAACCUCGUCAGCAGACACGAA